Paramecium sonneborni is the source of this 580-nucleotide messenger RNA. Lineage: Eukaryota; Ciliophora; Oligohymenophorea; Peniculida; Parameciidae. The record is from the annotation of a GenBank genome assembly.
AUUGUUUGUUAAUAAUGUCGUUAUUCUCAAAUACAAACAUGAGUCAUGUUUUUACUUAGAAUUAGAAUAAGCUAUAUAUUGGUAACAUCCGAAGUCCUACAAUCAAUAUGAGAGCAGUUUUAUCUGUAAUUGAAAUACCAAUAACGUUAAAUACUAAUCAUUUUCAUAAACAGAUACCAGCAACUGAUGAUAUUGAGUUUAAAUUGAGUCGUUACUUUGAUGAAGGAGCUGAUUUUAUCCAUAAUCAUUUGAAAUAUGGUAAUGUUUUAGUUCAUUGUUAUGCUGGUAUAUCUAGAUCUGCAUCUCUAGUGAUUGCUUAUUUAAUUAAAUAUCACAAUUACACUACCUAAACUGCAAUUAAGUUUUUAUAGAAAUCUAGACCUAUUAUUGAACCAAAUGAUGGUAUUUAUUUCAUUUAAUUUUAGGAUUUAUUGCUUAACUGAAAGAUUAUGAAAAUAGAGGCAAAACAGUCAAAUCAUAUUUAAUUAAAGAAUCCAAAUAAGAAACAAAAAAUGAAAUUAAACCAUAUCAUAGAUAAGUUAAAUCAUUUCUAUCUCCCAGGAUUAAAACUUUAUUUUGA